UUUACUACUUCCUUUCAAAAAUAUGUAUUUUGAUACCAUACCAACUCUUUUCCCUUUACAACUUCCUUUCUUAGAAAGUUAACUAAAAAAUUAAAUUUCUCUUACUCUAAAGAAAAUACGUACAUUGUACCGUCAAAUACGCGUAUCUAUAUUUACCCGUAUUUCACGCCUACACCACGUGCCGAAAUUCCUUCCCCCCCGCGUCCACUUGGCGUGACACCAUUGGCUCCCCGAAGGAUCCCGACAAACUCUGCGCCAAAUACAAGUACAACUGUAUCUCGACACCCGGCCAACCACCUCACGCCACGUCAUACCCUGUUCGUACGACUUUCGACGUGGCGCCUCCUCAUUGGCUCCAUCGUCGCCUUCAAAUUUUGUAAACGGUUGCUCCGCUCUCUUUUUUUCUUCGUAAAAUCCCCAUUUCCUGAAAUAAAUAAACAUUUCUGUUUCCUUCAUUUCCUUAAAAAUAAAUCGUAGAGAAUAAAUCAAUCAGAGUAAUCGACAAAUCAUUCAAUUAUUUGUUUUCUAGAGAGAGAAAGAAUUCGUGAUGGCGGUGAAGAUGAGGAAGUGGUCGCCGUGGCCCCCGGCGAGGAAGUUCGCGGUGGCGAUGAGGCUAAUGAGGCUCGAGGUCAUGGCGGAAGACGGCGGCGGCGAUGACGAAGACGGCGGCGAUGGCGCGGCGGUGCAGAAAUUCGUGGCGAUCAAAAUCAAAUGGAAAGGCGAGCCGAAGUUUUUGCCGUUGAUGUCGCCGUUUCAGCCCCGGAAAAAAGUCGAGCGGUCGAGCAAUCGGGGCAUGAAGAAAGGCGGAGGAAUAGUUGAAUGGGACGAGGAUUUGUGGUUCGAGAACACGUGUUGUUUCUCAAUUGUCUCGGAUAAGAAAUUCGGGCCGUGGGAGGUCACCUAUAGUGUUAUAUGCGGGGAGAAGGCAGAUUCGAAGGCAAAAAUGGCGGUGAUCGGAGGAGUUUCGAUUAACAUAACUGAAAUAGUUUCGAAAAUGGAGAGUUCUUCCAUUGAGGAGAAGCUUCAUCUAAAUUUGCAAAUUGAUGGAAUUGCUAGAGAAGCUGCCCUCACGAUGGUGUUCAAAUGUGUUGAAAUCAGAGAAUCCCAUAAUUCGGCAGCACCAAGCCGAUCGAAAUCCAUCGAUUCGAAAUGCUCAUCGGUGGAUGAGAUAAGAGACAAGUCAAGGAGGAGAUCAUUGAGCCUAGAAGAGGCAUGUUUGGACGAGCCGGGUGUGCCGGAAUCGAGGACCUUGGAGCCCGACAAAAAAGACCGAUGGUUUAGUUGGAAGAGCCGACGAUUUAGUUUCAAACGAGCUAAGACUAAAGAGGAGACCAGGGUUCAAUCAGCUAGCCUUUCUUCAACAAACUCAUUGCAGAAAGAAGAUGGCAGUUCAGAAACAGCAAACAAAGACAAAGCAGUUUGUAAAUGGGAAGACAAGGAGUUGAUGAGCAGAGAUGGUCAAGCACAGCUCAAGGCUUCGUUUUUCUUCGCCUCGUUUGACCAACGGAGCGACAAGGCGGCCGGGGCGAGCGCCUGCACAGCCCUAGUGGCCGUGAUAUCCCACUGGCUCCACUCGAACCCGAACGCCAUGCCAGGGCGGUUGGAGCUGGACGACCUCAUAAUGCAGGGCUCGUCAGAGUGGCGGAAUCUGUGCGAGAACGCCGCCUAUGUCAAGGACUUUCCCAACAAGCACUUCGACCUCGAGACCGUCCUCAGGGCCGACAUCCGACCGGUGUCCAUCUCCCGCAAUGAGUCGUUCGUUGGGUUCUUCGGGGCCGAGACGUUUGACUCGCUGAAGGGGGCCAUGUCGUUCGAUGUCUUAUGGGACGAGAUCCGCGGCGACACGGCGCCGAGGAUAUACAUCGUGAGCUGGAACGACCAUUUCUUCGUGCUGAAAGUCGAGGCAGACGCGUAUUACAUCAUCGACACGCUGGGGGAGCGGCUCUAUGAGGGGUGCAACCAAGCAUACAUGAUAAGGUUCGAUGAAAAGGCUGUGAUUCAGGUGCAUAAGCCGGCGGCCAAAACAGCGGAGAGCAAGCAAAGCAUGGGCAAAGUCGAGGUGAUAUGCAGUGGGAAAGAAUGUUGCAGAGAGUUCAUAAAGAGAUUUCUCGCAGCCAUACCGUUGACGGAGCUCGAGGAGGAGGAGAAGAAGAGCACCGUCUCUUACUUUUGUCUCCAUCAACGGCUGCAGAUAGAGUUCAACUACAGCUGCUUGAUCUCUCCCACCUCAUCCUCCUCGACGCCGUCUCCCCUGUCUUCCCUAACCACAUCGGCAUCGUCUCCUUUCUCCGAUUGACUGUAAAUCCAUGUUUACAAUAAAACAUACUCAUGUAAUACUCAUCAAGAGAGCAAUAAAGGAGUCAUGUCUUAAAGUUUGAAGACGAUUUGUUCAA
Messenger RNA from Salvia splendens (bonfire salvia), 2393 nucleotides. RefSeq lists its product as uncharacterized. The coding region runs from base 548 to 2296 and encodes 582 amino acids. The record is from RefSeq and is a predicted model, not a curated record. Lineage: Eukaryota; Viridiplantae; Streptophyta; Magnoliopsida; Lamiales; Lamiaceae. The transcript is spliced from 4 exons.